AUGAAAGCUACUGCAUCUCUGAUCUGCCUUGUUGCACUUUCCUUAUCUGUGGCGACGGCUUUCUCUGAUCCUGCUAAGCCUCACACGACGUGCUACGAUCACUUUCUGCAUACAGGUAAAAAAUGUGUUUAUGCUUCCGCCAACCCGAAUGAACGAUGCCCUCCGCCACCAGAUCCUCCCAAAGCCCCUGCAACAGUUCCCCAGUUCACAGUGCAACAGGCUAGAAAGACUAAGCGCAGCGAAGAGCACCUUUUGGAACGCCGAUAUGACACCACCAUACCGGUCACCAAAGCCGUCAGGAUGACCUGCCCUGAGUCCAGUAACCCAGGAGAUGGAUUAGGUGUAUGUCUCUGGGCCGGAGCUGGCGGUAAUUCUAACGGUUGGGUCAACCAGGAAAACAAAUCCAACUGCGGGAAACAAAUAUACAUUCAAAGGAAAGGUGAUGCAAAAAAUCCUCAUUAUGCCAAAGUAAUUGGUGGCUGUGACUUUGGACCAAACAUCGAUGAAACAGUGGGGUGCUUCAAUAUUGCAGUCAAUGAAGCGCUCUUUGAGAAACUCAACCCCACCGAGGCGGAACGUAAGAAUGGCGCCCUUUGCGAUGUCACCACUUGGGAUUUCAACAACCUUAAGGGCACUAAGCCAGAGAACGCUUCAUACUGA
This is a messenger RNA of Puccinia triticina, 660 nucleotides long. RefSeq lists its product as uncharacterized. NCBI's taxonomy places the organism in Eukaryota, Fungi, Basidiomycota, Pucciniomycetes, Pucciniales, Pucciniaceae. The record is from RefSeq and is a predicted model, not a curated record. Bases 1 to 660 code for a protein of 219 amino acids. The transcript is spliced from 9 exons.